Molecule: messenger RNA, 1179 nt
Organism: Penicillium subrubescens
Lineage: Eukaryota; Fungi; Ascomycota; Eurotiomycetes; Eurotiales; Aspergillaceae
Product: putative protein phosphatase PP1 regulatory subunit Sds22
Exons: 7
Coding region: 1-1179 (392 amino acids)
Molecular function (GO): protein binding
Source: RefSeq, a predicted model, not a curated record
AUGGCGAACCCCCACCCUGAAUUUCCAGGCUCGCGCCAGAACCUCGGUCAGCCCGCUCCCAAAGCUCCCCGCAAUCGCAAUCGCACCACCAUCCCACCACCACCCGCCACCUCCAACUCUCACCUCCCCCUCUCAACACACCCCACCAUGAAAAACAAGGAAGGCUGGGACGGCAAACUACGAAUGGAGCCCAAAGCUGUUAUCACGAAUCCAGAGGCCCUGGAGGAUUCAGACUAUUCGGAUCCGGAGGCACCGCCUGUGGAGGAGAUCGACGCGGAUGAGGAUCUACUGGCGGAUGAGGAUGUCAACGUGGAGGAUAUCGACCUGGUUCAUUGUCGCGUGUCGUCACUCUCUGCGCUGAAGUUGGAGCGGUUUACGAAGCUACAGAGACUAUGCCUCCGCCAGAACCAAAUAACACGCAUCAACUUCCCAUCCAAUCUCGGCGAGACCUUGACCGAACUUGAUCUCUACGAUAACCUCAUUUCGCACGUCAAGGGCCUGGAGGACUUCCACAACCUGACCAGCCUCGAUCUGAGCUUCAAUAAGAUCAAGCACAUCAAGAAUGUGGAACAUCUUAAGAAGUUGACGGAUAUCUACUUUGUCCAGAACAAGAUCUCGCGGAUCGAAGGGCUAGAGGGGUUGGAUAAGUUGCGGAAUUUGGAAUUGGGAGCGAAUCGGAUCAGGGAAAUCGAGAACCUCGACACGCUUGCCUCUCUAGAGCAACUCUGGCUCGGAAAGAACAAGAUCACCGAGAUGAAGAACCUGGACGCCCUCUCCAACCUCCGCAUCAUCUCCAUCCAAUCCAACCGCCUCACCAACAUCACCGGACUCUCCUCCCUCCCCAACCUAGAAGAACUCUACCUCUCGCACAACGCCAUCACCGACCUCUCCGGCCUCGAAUCCACCACCACCCUCCGCGUCCUCGACUUCUCCAACAACCAAGUCUCCCACCUCGAACACCUCGGCACACUAAAGAACCUGGAAGAGCUGUGGGCAUCAAAUAACCAGCUCACCAGCUUUGACGAAGUCGAGCGCGAGCUGAAGGAUAAGGAGAAGCUGGAGACGGUUUAUUUCGAGGGUAAUCCGUUGCAGACGAGUGGUCCGGCUGUGUACCGGAAUAAGGUGCGCUUGGCGUUGCCGAAUAUCAAGCAGAUUGAUGCGACGUAUGUACGAGUCUGA